This is a messenger RNA of Dermacentor andersoni, 6436 nucleotides long. RefSeq names its product S-phase kinase-associated protein 2 (gene Skp2). Lineage: Eukaryota; Metazoa; Arthropoda; Arachnida; Ixodida; Ixodidae. Gene Ontology annotation, molecular function: protein binding. The record is from RefSeq and is a predicted model, not a curated record.
UCUGUCCGUGAUCGGUCAUUGGCCGACAGACUGGCGGUCAGAGUUGACUCGCUGACUGGUAUGCGCCGUGAGGUCGGUCGCAGAGUGGGAUCAGUGGCGGCAAGCAUAGUCUUUGCAAAGUUCCUAUGAUUGCGCCGACGAUGGACCACGAAGUGGUUGCCUUGGACUACUCCAAUCAUGGCAGCAAGAAGCGCAGCCCCCUACAGGACAUAUCAACCAACCAGCCACCAAGCAAACGACGAAGGAGCUUUGGCAAACGUUCCAAUGCCAAGGCGGUGACAGGAACAGACAUUGAAAAUGUUGACAUCACGGAAAACAGUGACGACAGUUCGUCAUCGCAUGACAAGUGGGGGGUGGACAAUCGUGUUCCAACUGAGAUCCUAGAGGAUAUGGGCAUUGAUUACCUAGAAGAUGAAUCUCCGCAGACAAGCAUUUGUACAAAGCCACCAUCACCACCACGGGCAUCGCGCAAGUUUUCCAAGGGACAGAAACGUGAUGCCCCAUCUGCAUCAGGUACGCCACCAAGGACGGUGCCAGACACCUUCACACUUCACAAGCGAAGCAAACAGGACCCUGGCAAUGGUAAAGACCCAUUUGAAGACUUUUCAGAUGAGACUAUCCUGGAAAUCUUCAAGUGGCUGCCCAAGCCAACACUAGCCAUAUGUGGUCGCGUCUGCCGCCGUUGGAUGGAGAUAGCGUUUGACGAAAGCCUCUGGCGGCGGCUUGACCUCAGCAAAAAGCACUUGGGCCCCGGUGUGCUCGGGAAUGCGCUCAAUCGUGGCGUCGUCGUCCUCAGGCUAGCAACAGCUGAAAUCAAAUCACCUGUCUUCACUGACGCGCCCAUGCUGUCCUACCCAGCUGAUGAAAGCUGGCCCUCGUGCAAGGUUCAGUACCUCGACCUGAGCAUGGCAAGCAUCAGCGAGGACGCCCUGUGUGAGCUGCUCGCUAGCUGCUCCAACCUCAAGAAACUCAGCCUGGAGCAGUGUAGACUAAACGACCGGGUUUGCAGGAUGAUUGGCGCAAACCAUGCCUUGGAGAGCCUCAACAUGAGCAUGGCGAGUGGCUUCACACACUUGGGCAUCACCUCUAUUUGCAGGGGCUGCAAAAGUUUAACAUCCUGGAACCUUGCUUGGACUAAGAUGACUACAGCUUGCAUCGACUCUCUUGUGCUGACUGUAACACCUGUGCUGCAGGAACUGAACAUUGCGGGCUGUCGCAGUGAGAUCACCAAUGACCAUGUGUCUGCGCUUGUAGAGCGUUGCCCUCACCUUUUGGAGCUAGACCUCAGCGAUGCCACAGAAAUCAGCUGUGAUGCCAUGCGCGCCAUCGUGAAUGGCCUCCCCGAGCUGCAGCAUCUAUGCAUCAGCCGCUGCUAUAGCAUCGCACCAACUACCUUCCUCACACUGUCGCAAAUGCCAUCCCUGCAGCAACUCGAACUGUUCGGCGUGCUGGGCGACAACGCACUGCACGCAGUCCGCAGGAGGCUGCCGAACCUUGACAUCAACAAGCAGCUCUUCUCGACCAUCGCACGCCCGACGACCGGCAUCCGCAGGACUAGCAUAUGGGGCCUCAAAGUCCGCGACUAAUGGCUGCUCGCAGUUGGGGCAGAAGUGCACUUCAUCAUAGACGCCCAUGCAAUGGCUUUAGCAUUCCUGUGGCACUCGAGAGGGGGUGAAUGGGACCAAAUGGAACAGCUUCGAACACACUCUUGCAAAGCUUGCACAAACGUUGGCAGGAGCAUGUUUUGAGCCGGCCCAAGUGUUCCCAUUUGCCUGCCUGCAAGUGCCGUUAGGUGCCACUUUUAGACUUGCUUUCAACUGCAGGACAUUUCUUAGUGAGCCUUAGCUCCAGGACAGAAGUGCUGACUGCCUUAUUUCUUGCGUGUGCCAAACUGUGACUGCGUAGAUAAUUUUAUUCCAAGUGUCCCAAGCAACUUUUGUAAUCAUAGUGGUUUUUAACUUCGGUGUUGCUGAUGUGCCAUUCGUGAAUCACUGCCACAGCAGUCCUCCCAGAGCAAUGUGCUGCAAGAUCUCUAAUGCUUACCUAGUUUAGUGUUUGUAGUACUUUUUUUGUCGCACAGUCAUUAACUUACUUUCUAGUUCUGUAAGGCUAAGAACGGCGUACCAUGGAAAACGACAUCUACCAAAAAUGUCCCAAAAUUUUUGUGCUUUGCUUUGAGGUCGUGUGAGGGGGAAAAAAAAAAGGACUGGUAGCAGGACAUUUUCUUUCCAGUCGGCCAUUUGGCGAGAGCUGUCAAUAUUUUGCAUGCGCACAGGUCGAGAAACGCUCGCAGACUCUUUGCCCGCAUUCGGCAAUUCGCUCGCCGCCGCGCCUCGGGCUCCACUGCUAUCGCAUACAUCGUGGCCUCGUUCCGGUGGACUGCCUUGAGUUCCCGACGUCUCCGUGGACAGGUGGCAUGAACGACUUGUCAGUGCCGCUCCCUCUAGUCGAGUGCCCUCAACUCUCUCCUCGCAGGUCUUUCAUGCUUUGUGUGGUGAACAGUCCCGUGGUGCGCUCAGCUGUGGCACUUCCCCGUCGAACUCAAAUGCGCAGCUCAAAUGCUCUGGUUAACUGCAGCCAACAUAUCAUGUCUACCUCUCUUGGUUUGCAUUGAAAGUGAGACCACAAGCCCGGCGACAUGUGUGUCUGUUACUGUAAAUAAUGUGUCAGUGUGGGUAAGUGUGCAUCAACCCUGGCCCUGAAAGACAUGUCACUGGGACAUUGGAGUCAGCGUUUACGUCGAGCACAUGGUUGAAGCUAGCGGUGAAAUGUGGGAAGAUGCAGGUCCUUUAGCUCGCCACUUGACAAAAAGUUGACAUGCUCUCGGAGCAGUGCUUGCCUUCUGUUCACUCACAGUUGUGUUGUAACCACAAGGUGGCCCACUGCGUGGCUUUCGGUAUUUGGUCAUGUGCAUGUCAUGCCGAGACGAAACCAUUUGGUUGGCACUGUGUUUAAACAUGUGUGUUUGUGAUACUAUAAGCCUCUGUGUCUUCCACUGGUUGAAGACUGUCACAAACCUUGUUGCAGGCUCCAACUAUGCUCUUGCAAUCAAACUUGAUUAACUUAAAACUUAAACUGAUCAUUUACUAGCUAUGCGUACCUUGCUGGAUUUAGUUCCUGUUUUCAUCAAGCAGAAGAUCGGCUGCGCCAUUUCUCACAUCUGCAGUCGUGGACAGCAUACAUACAUUUAUCUGUCAUACUUAAGUGCAAGUACUGAAGGAAAAAAAAUUGCUUCUACUGUACCGCCGGCGUAUAGUGCACCGUAAAUGACCAACGAAUACAGCACCAAGGCAAGUUCACUUGCCGAAAGAGCAGUAUCUAAACUUGAAGAGAAAUUGUUUAACCUUUUGUUACGGCGUAUGAUAACGUGCGUCUACCAUGCAUCCUUGCUUCCGUUGUUCUAACUGGAAACAGGAACUGAUAUGCAUGAAUUGCAAUUAUUUUGUAUGCUGUUUGUUAGAAAGUGAAGUGGGUUUAUAGCCCGGUGUAUGCCGCAGAUGGCUUCAUUAGAGGAAGCAGGCAAAAGGACACAGGGCACCCCUGUUACCUUGUGGUCAUUCUUUCAUCUCUUCUGAAUGUGUUCUGACAUGUGUUUUCAACCUAUGCCAAAUUUACUAUGUAGUUCAACAGCACAUUCUGGCAAGCACAACCACAGAUUGCUGUUAAACUAGCCUAAUUUAUGGAUGCAAUGAAAUGGCUUUCUUUAACCGCAGCGUCCUUUAGUCCAGAAGUCUACUGAAUCACCGUUUUUUCGAACGCGUCGUACUUGCGAUUCAUCUAGCUGUAGCCGUCAGGGGCCAAGCUCCAAGCUACGCCCUAAAAGGCAACAGUGUAUGUAGACUGUAGCGUUUUGUCCUGCUUUGUGUUAAGAGCAUCGCAGUGACAUUAAAGCCUCCUAUUUCAAUUAUGUUUGCUUCAUAAUUUUAUUAUCACGUUUUGCCUGGGCGGUUGAGGCUACGUUCUUGUGUUCAUGCAUUCAUUGGUUGUUUUUAGUACGACUUGUUCCAGCAGUGAUCAGCCUGUGCUUGUGAAGGUCUGGCUGCAAUUUUUUUAACACCUUAUGAUUAAGGCUAGUUAUGUGAAGGGAGCAGAUUUAAUCGCGGCCCAGCUUUCUAAGAGUUUAACCGUGGACGAGGCACUUCAAAAAGCAAUUUUUAAACAAUUUGAAUAAUAUUUGCAUAGUUCAUUCAUUUUCACCAGGUGAUCUCAACAAUAAAAUAAUUUUUUUUCUAUGAUAAAUGUUUUUUAUGAUGUCCAAAACAGGAUGUUCUUUGUUUAGGGUUAGCUAAUUAGCUAAUUCAAAGCAACUUGCAAGGCAACGUACUGCACAUGGAAUCGAUUCGGAAUGUUCACAGUUUGUCGUUAGCUAUAAAUUGUUGUUUUAGGCCAUUUUUAAGCAAUGUUAUAGGUGGUCAAACUUAGCCAUAACAAAUGCCCAACUUGAUAUUUUUCUAUUAUCAAGGUGGGCAUUUUUUAUGGCUAAGUUUGACAACAUAUAACUUCGCUCAAAAAUGACCUAAAACAAUCUGUAGCUUACGACACAUUGUGAACAUUCAGAAUCGAUUCAGUUUGCCGUAUGUUACUGUGCAAGUUGCUGUUAAUUAGCUUGUUAGGCCCUAAACAAAGAACACCCUCUUUUGGAAAUCAUAAAAAAAAUAUUUAUCAUAGGAAAAAAAUAAUUGCAUUUCUGAAAUCUGCUGGUAAAAAUACAUUAACUGUUCACUGAAAUUGUUUCAUAAAUGAAAAAGUAAUUUAAAGUGCCUUGUCCCGCCAUAAGGGACGGUUACUCAUUACUGGAGUUCAAGUUUCAUUCUACUUAGUAGCACUGUUACAGUUUGUUCAGUACCACAGUGAAACUAUAUUCCUGGACACACUUUCCUUGAUAUGAAGGUAAAGUUAUGGGUUGGAGCUGGCGCAGAUGUCACCCAGGUAGUAUGGGCAGGUGUGUUCGUUUCUUUCGCCUUGUGUAGCUUGUUCACUUUGCUACUAAGGCAGCUACAGUCGAAUUCAUGUAAACGUUGUAUACCAUUGGCUUUAUUCGUUUGAGCAGCCAUUUCUUGUUCAAGUUUUUCAUAAGUGCAUUCCGAAGGAUAGCUGGAUCGCAAGCCAGCGGACGACGAAUGUUCACCGUAACACAGCCCCGUUUUGCUUUUGAGAGAUGCUGCACAAAGCAUGCACCAUCACUAUGUGGGAACACUUGAAAUUGCCAGGAAAAUUUGUCAUGUUAUAGAAUGCUAGCAUUUCAGUUACAGGGCUAUGUGGACCACGCAUGUAUUUUGAUUCUAUAGCUUUGCUCUCGCGACAGUCCACAAGUAUAGUUGCAUGCAUACCAACUUUUAUGAUGUUCUUGUAAAAUGCCCAUUUUAGAGUUUGUUUGCGACUGUCAUAUUGACAAUUAAUUUACGAUUUUACACUUGCGGCAAGUGUAUGGUGAAAUCUAUUUUUAAGAAAUGCCAAACAAGGACUCUGACUGAUUUCUCUGCCUGAUAUUUCGGACCCACAUCCACUUAUUCAGAUAAUGGGAUCCAAAAUACCGACCGCCAUUACGUGAAUGCUUCUGUAAACAUCGUGAACAUUUUUCGUUGUCCGUAUGUGGCUCAGAUCAGUGUUGUGAUCAUCGUGCAGAACGUCUGUUCACAGCAUCUCAACUGAACACUUUUUUGAAUUUCAUAGAUAAACAGUUGAGAUAUUGUGUAACAAAACAAGUUCUAGUAUUUUUCAGCUGAUGAGGUUGGCAGGUCUGUAGCUGCUAUGGUCCCAUGACUUGAGACACUUGUUUAUGGCAGUGUCGUUUGUUCCUGUUAGUCAUGGUCUUGUCGGUCACAAUGAUGUCAUAGCUGGAUUCGCAAAGCCAGGCUCAAAGCGAUAUAUCACAAAAGUUUCAUCUCCUUUGGUUGCUGUAAUUCCUAUUCGAGCGAAAGUCAGCUCAUCUGUUCACAUUCGUCGGCCCGAUGUUAACUGUGCAUUCCAAUAUUUACGAGUGUUCAUCUGCCAACAUUUUGAAUGUUCUCCCUGUGUGUAUAUUCUGUCAGAAUUCACAGUGAAGCGAGAACAUUGUCACCAUGACUGCGAGCAAGUACCAAUCAUAGGGUGUUCUAAUUAAGUCACUUUGAAGUGCCAUUUCUAUUGUUCUGAGUGCCUCAUUACCAUUAAUAGAGUUCAGGGCAUUGCACUUACACUUCCAUAUGCCUAUACUGUUUGCCCCCCAUUUGUUCUACGUGCUUCCCCCCCCCCUUGUUUCUUUUUUUUUGUAUUGUGUUUUUUAAAUGUUUCAUAAAUGUGUAUUGUGGCAUCAUGUUUCCAAUACAUUGCUGCAGUUUCAGAUUACUGCUCACACAUGUUUUUUAGUCUGAACUGAGUGAUGUAAAUGUGUGGUGUGUAUUAUAUUGUGUGAAAGCAUGUUGGAAAUAAAGAUAAUUCAGUGUUUAAACAAGCA